Messenger RNA from Drosophila sulfurigaster albostrigata, 6543 nucleotides. RefSeq lists its product as uncharacterized. Gene Ontology annotation, cellular component: extracellular region. Lineage: Eukaryota; Metazoa; Arthropoda; Insecta; Diptera; Drosophilidae. Gene Ontology annotation, molecular function: chitin binding. The record is from RefSeq and is a predicted model, not a curated record.
CGCGGAGUACAACUAUAGCAAUAGCCGUGGAAUAUUAGAGCACGCACAGAAAUGAAAGUUACUCUGCUUGCUGUGGCUAUCGUCACCGCAUUGGCAUCCCUAACCGGAGCCGCCGAUCCUGAAUGCAUCUAUCGCAAAAUCCGUGGCCUAGCAUCACAUUGGCCCAAUCCCACCGAUUGUGCUAGUUACUACCGCUGCUCCAACAAAAAUGUGGCCAAGGCCAUAACCUGUCCUGUUGGCAAGGAAUACAAUCCUAAGACUGGCAAAUGCGCCACAGCCGGACGUGGUCUCUGCAAACUCUCCCUGGCCGCACCGUUGGCUGAGGUGGCCAAUGUCUGUGCCGAUGAGGUGAAUGGCGCCUAUCUGCCCAACGCUGACUACUGUAGCCAGUUCUAUGUCUGCAACCAGCAGUUGGCCUAUCCCCAAUACUGUGAUUCUGGCAGCUACUUCAACACCACUCUCGCCGCUUGCUGGCCCGAUACCGAUACAGUCUGCUGGCAAAAUAUUUGCAUCGAUCACCCCGAUGGCACAGUGGAGCCCAGCACCACCGCCUGUGCCCACUACUAUCUUUGCAAUGAUCAGGAGGCCACCGUGCAGAGCUGUGACAGCGGUUCGUACUUUGAUGUUACAUUGGCAGAGUGUGUCACCGAUGAGGGUAAUACGCAUUGCUGGGAGAACUUUUGCAUUGACAAGCCCGAUGGCUCAGCUGUGGCUGAUAAUGACGAUUGUCAGAUCUUUUAUAUUUGCAACAAGAACACGGCUACAAAGCAAUAUUGCUCCGAUGGCUCGUACUUCGAUAUCUCCGGUCCGAACUGUGUUCCUGGCACUUGUCCUGACAAGAAUACAACUACAACGACGCCUGAAACACCCACAACGGAAACACCGUCAACAGGCUGCAAUUGUGAAGGCGAUAUACCCAAUGGCGAGCUGACACCCAACGAGGACAACUGCCGUCUGUACUAUGCCUGCAAGGAUGGCGUGUUACUGCCAGGCGAUUGCCUGAGAGGUAAUUACUUCAAUAAGGUCUUGAACGUUUGCAUGCCCGUGGAGGGUGAUGAGUGCCCAGAGAGCUGGUUGCCCGACUGCGAGGAAGGCGAUGUCGCUGUCGAUGCACAGAACUGUAACAAGUAUUAUGUCUGCGAGGAUGGCGUUUGGGAAUCUCAAACCUGCGACACUGGCUAUUACUUCCAGCCGGACUGUGGCAGCUGUGUGGAAGAUACGGAACAUGUGUGCCCGCAAUGCGAAAGCACUGAAACCACAACGCAAUCUGCAGUGAUCCCGUCAAGUGAACCCAUUCCCACAACGGCGACAUUCGAGUGCAACGCAAGUGAUCCUACGCACCAGGCAGAAAACUGUUAUACGUACUUUGCAUGCAUUGCCGGCAGCUGGAGAGAAGAGUCCUGCCUGCCUGACACUUACUUCAAUGUUACGCUCAAGGCUUGCGUCGCGGACGUGGACAACAAGAAUUGCCCGGAGAACAGGAUGACGAAGGGAUUGCGCAGCAAGCGUAGCGUGGAGGAAGAGCUUAGCAACUGCACUUGUCCCGGCGACAUUGCCGAGGGCAGCAUUGUGCCACAUCCCACUGACUGCGACAAGUAUCAAAUCUGUGUGGAUCAACAGCUCGUCGAUGGCAGCUGUGGUCCUGGCAACGUCUUCAGCAGCUGUGAUGGUGUCUGUGUGCCCGAUGCUGAUGGCACUUGCUGGCCGUGUGCCAACAAACCCAACGGCUACCUCAUCACCAAUCCUUCUGACUGCACUUCCUAUUUCACCUGCUCCAAUGGUGCUGCUAUCGAAACGACUUGCCCAUCUGGUGAAUGGUUUACGGGCGAUGCAUGUGAGAUCGAUGUAACUGGAGUAUGCAUCAAUCCCUGCACCUGUGGCACCGGAAACGUUGCCCAUCCCAUCUGUAAUAAAUACUAUCAGUGCACUGAUGGUGUCCCACAGGUGGUUGACUGUCCCGCCAAGCAGGCCUACGAUACUGCCACACAAAAAUGCUCAACCACAGUAUCAUGCAAUGCAACACUUUGUGCUGAUGCCGUUGAUGGUACUGUUUAUCCCAUUGCUGGCGAAGAUACCAAGUUCUACAUAUGCUUGAAUAAUGAGGCUACGAUACAUACGUGUCCCGCAAACACUGCUCUGGAUCCCACUUAUUUGAUAUGUCUGGCUGUGCCCAGUUGCGCUUGUGAUCAGACGCAGUGCACCUCGAGCUCGCUAUAUGAGGCUUAUCCUUCCCUGAACAAUGACAAUUCUACCUUCUGUCUCUGCGAGGAAGAUGGUGGCUACUUGCGUAACUGCCCCGGGGGCUAUUACUUUGAUGCUGACGAAGCUAUUUGCACCUUCACGGGUCCUUGUGAUCCUCAGGGCUGCGUCGAUAAACCCGAAUACUCCCCCCUGGUCAACUACGAUGAUCCCAACAGCUUUUGUCUGUGCCGCGCUGGCGAACCAGUUCCUGUGCCCUGUCCCAUUGGCUACACCUUCAGCAGCUCUUUGCUCAUUUGCAUUCCAGCUGUAAUUCCCGAUCCCCGCUGCUGUCGCGACUAUUGCAUUGGCAAGGAGGACGAUCUGACUUUCCCUGCUCUGGACACAGAUACUGGUUUCUGUCUGUGCGUGGAUGAGGUGGCCUCCUAUAAGGAUUGCCCAGCGAACAAGACCUAUGAUGCCGACUUGGGCAUCUGCCUCACUUCCUAUCCUGAUGUGGAAUGCGAGUGCAAUCAGUGUGAUGCCACACUUUGCAACACACUGGAAGAAAAUGAUACCUUUGGCGUACCGGGAGAUACCAGUGGGUUCUGCUUAUGCAAGGAUUAUUGUGCAGUGUACGAGAAAUGUCCUGAAGGCAAAGAAUACGAUGAUGAACUAUCGAUUUGUUUAGAACCUGCGGUACGAGAAAAGAGUUUAACAAACUGGGAACAGUUUUAUGAUAUACUACCGACUAUUCUUUGUAGGGUCCCCGUUGUCUGCGACGAGUCACAAUGCGACCUACUGGAGGAAUAUGAAUCGUAUCCGGCAGAUAAUGGCACCGACGGCUUCUGCUACUGCAUGGACGGUCUGCCAAUUUACAGGCCUUGCCCAGAUGGCAAGGAGUACGACAUAACCUAUGGCAUAUGCCUUGAUGUAUUGGUGCCAAGUUGUGACUGCGACCAGGACAAAUGCAGCUGCCUUGCUGAGUAUGAGGCUUACCCCUCCAACAACGAUGACGACACCAGUUUCUGCUACUGCAAGGAUGGCGUCGGCAUCUUGGACAACUGUCCAGUCGGCAAGGUCUUUGAUGCCGAAGAGGGCAUUUGCAUUCUUCAAGCAGCUUCUGAAUGCGUCUGUGAAGCAAACAAAUGUGCCAGUCUUCCGGACAAUACCGUGUUUGCGGCACUAAACACCACGUUUGGGUUCUGUCUGUGUCUCCAGGGUGUCAACAUCUAUGAACCUUGUCCCGAUGGCAAGGAAUAUGAUGCCACCUUUGAGAUUUGUCUGGCAUCAGCCAAAGCCCUCAAUCAAGAAAUCUCCUGCGAUGUGAAUCAAUGCCGCAGCUUAGUGGAAUUCGCCACUUUUGCUGCCGCUGACACUGAGUAUGGCUAUUGCUUCUGCGAGUCCGAUGGCAGUGUCACCUACAAGACCUGCUCCAAUGGUCACAUGUACGAUGCCAGCCUUGGCGUCUGUUUGGUCGAUGCCUGCGAUGCCCUGCAGUGUCGCUCCCGCAUUCCAUUCGAGGCAUUUGCAGCCAAGAACACCACCAGAGGUUUCUGUGCCUGCGAUAUUACACCCAUCUAUUACCACUGCUCGGCUGGACAUGUCUUCGAUGAUGUUCUGGGUGUUUGCGUGGAUGAAAUGACUGCCACGGUGGCUGCCUGCGAUCCUCGGGAGUGCCGCAAUCGCGUGCAGUUCGAGCCUUUCGCUGCCAAGAACGACACCGUGGGCUUCUGCUCCUGCGAUGGCAAGGAGGAGAUUGUCACCUACCACAGAUGCGUGGAGGGCAAGCUGUUCGAUCGCAAGCUAGAAAUGUGCCUGAGCAGCGAACAUAGUGUGCAGAAGAGAUCCGUUGAGCCGGAGGAAAAAUUCGCCUGCGAAGUGAAUGAGAAACGUUCACUGCCCUCAAACUGUUCCCAGUACGAGAUCUGCGUGGAUGGCAAUUGGCGGCGUCGGACUUGCUCCGACGAACGCUACUACAAUCCGGAGCAACAGCGCUGCCUGGAACCCCGUGACGACAUGGUGUGCAACUAUGCUCGAGUGCCUGGACUGCCUGUGUGUGAUUUGCGUAGUGAAUCUGAAUCCAUUCCCAGUCGAAGUGGGAAGAGUAGCUGCCUGCAGUACUUCCGCUGCAAUGCCGGCAGAUGGCGCCUGCGCAGCUGUCCACGCCGUCAUUACUACGCCACGCAUGUGAACACUUGCCUGCCCAUGCCCGUCUACGAGGGCGACGACUUUUGUGGCUGGCUCAAUCGAACUGCAAUCUCCACAAGCUGUCGACAUCUUGCAGUACGUCCUGCUGCCGGUAGUUGCUCCACGUUUUUGAUGUGCACCGAGAACGAAUGGUGGCUGCAAUCAUGUCCACUGGGCAUGUACUUCAGUCGGCAGCACAACUACUGUCUGCCCAACGAUGCCAAUCAAUGUGAGCUGUCUCGCAAUGCAACCUGCUUGGAGGAUGGCCAGCGACGCGGCAUCGCGGGCAGUUGUCGCUCCUUUGAGUUGUGUGUGGCAGGCAAAUGGCUGAGCGGCACUUGCCACAGCUGGGAACAGUUUGAGCCGCAACUGGGCUGCAUGCCAAGCGAUGGCAGCUGCCAGGGCAAUGGCCUACGACGCGCCUGCAAUCCCGGCGAGCUGCGAGCGAUGCCCGUCAAUUGUAGUCAGUUGUUCUACUACUGUGUGGCCGACGAGUGGCAAGUAGUUAGUUGUUUGCGCGGUCAAAGCUUUGACGUCGAGUUGGGCAAAUGUCAAUCGCAGGACAAGUGUCAGCUGCAGGUGAAGGAAAAGGAUUACUCGACGAACAACUGUGUGGGUCAGUCCGAUGGCACGAGUGUGCCGCAUCCCGAUGACUGCACUCGCUUCUACAUCUGUCUGCAACAGCAACCGGCGCUGCCACAAAACUGCGCCAACGGCAGCUUUUUCGAUGCCGCUCGCAGCUAUUGUCGCCCCAACGAUGGCAGCUGCCAGCAACUGGCCACGAUUUGCAGCAACAAAACAAAUGGCGCAUUGAUACCACAUCUGCAGAAUUGUCGCGCCUACUACAACUGUUCCAAUGCGACGACGCAGCUGCUCUACUGCCCCAAGGGACAAUACUUCGAUGGCGCACAGCUGCAAUGCCGCCUUGAUCUGGGACAGUGCAAGCAGCAACCGAUGUCCGACUCGGAGACGAGCCUGGGUCUCUGCACUGGACUACAACAUGGCGCCCAUCUGCCACACAAGCUCUACUGCAAUCUCUACUAUGUUUGCGUGCGUGGCUUGGCCAUCUCGGUGCAAUGCGAAGAGCAGCAACGCUUCAAUGCCACUCUGGGCAGCUGUGUCAAACAGCUCGAGUCGGAUGUGGAGUGUUUGCAUGGUCAGCUGGAUGACAAGUUAAACAGCAGCGCCGUCUACAGCUGCGAUACUCUGCAGGAUGGCAGCUAUGUGCCCGACUAUCGUGACUGCACCAAGUAUUACAUUUGUGCUGGCGGUAUUGCUUUGAGCCAACACUGCGCCCUGGGUUCGUACUUUGAUGCCGAGCAACUGCUUUGUCUGCCUGCCGAUGGCGUUUGUCCUUAUGUGCCUCAAUCUAACUCCAACAACGAGCGACAGCAGCCGCCGAAUCCGCUGAUCUGCGAGGGCAAACAUGGCUUCAUUAUGCCGGACACAUCGAAUUGCAACAAUUUCUUUAUUUGCAUUGCGAAUAAAUUGCGCUGCGAUCGCUGCUAUAGCGGCUACUUUUUCAAUGCGACAUUGCAACAGUGUCAGCCCAUUGAAGUCACCUUGGAAGAGGACAAGGAUGUGCAGCUAGAGCUGAAGCCAGCGUUAAUUACAGAGCAGGAGCUGCCCAUGAAGGAGUCGCAUUCCUGGGACCAAUGCAACGAUGCACCCACAGAUUUUGUGCAACUCUGCGAAUAUAUUGGCGAAGGUUCAUCCAUUGCGGAGCCGGGAGAUUGUCGUCGCUACAUCAGUUGUGAGGAGAAUGAACCCAGCUCACAGCGUUGUCGCAAUGGCGAGAGCUACGACAGUUUGCUUGGCAUCUGUCGUCAAAAUGAUGGCACCUGUUUGAUGGAGAACGGCGAACGUGUUGGCGUCUGCAAUGGCAAGCAUGGACAGCUGGCCAGAGACUCUCAAAAUUGUCGUGGCUACUUUGUUUGUGUGCAUGGCCAGAAGAUCGAGGCAGAGUGCGAGCCGGGUCACUAUUUUAACAGGGUCACCAACACUUGCCAGCUGGAUGUGCUGCAGCAGUGCAACGGCAAUACCAAUGAGGUGGCAAAGCCCAAGAUUGAUGAGCCAUCGAUUUGAUCUUUCAACUAUUUAUACUGCAAUCUAAAGUAAUCACGCUUGGGGAAUUCUUUAACUUAACUUCUUAAUUGGUGAUGGUCUAAAUAAAAA